Molecule: messenger RNA, 1197 nt
Organism: Penicillium malachiteum
Lineage: Eukaryota; Fungi; Ascomycota; Eurotiomycetes; Eurotiales; Aspergillaceae
Product: glutaminyl-peptide cyclotransferase family protein
Exons: 1
Coding region: 1-1197 (398 amino acids)
Molecular function (GO): glutaminyl-peptide cyclotransferase activity; zinc ion binding
Source: RefSeq, a predicted model, not a curated record
AUGCCUUUGGCGUUCCGUAACCGAUGUGGUCAUUUCAUCCUCGUAUGUUUAGGCGUUCUACUACUUCUACUCCCUGGGUAUGCAUACGAGGAACUCUCCGAUGGGUCGCUGAAGGCGCUGUCACGACCGAAUGAGGAUUUCGAUAUCCAUAAUGGUGCCCUCCUAUCCCCCAUUCUCCAAACUCGCGUUCCCGGAACCCCCGGCCACGAUGCGGUUCUUCAACACCUCGUCAACUACAUCCGAACAACUCUCCUCAAAUGGGAGAUCGACUUGCAGAAUUCCACGUCGCGAACUCCCGUUUCCAAUGGCAAAGAUGUGCCCUUCGUCAAUGUGAUUGCCUAUCGUGAUCCCCCAGGCGCUUCGGUGGGGGAUGUCGAACGGUUGACAUUGGUCGCGCAUUACGAUAGCAAGUUGACACCGGAAGGGUUCAUUGGGGCUAUUGAUAGUGCUGCACCAUGCGCAAUGAUCAUGCACGCAAUGCGCAGCAUCAAUAUUGCUCUUGAUAAGAAGUGGGCCGAUAUGCAGGCGCGAGGCAUGGACCCCUCCUUCGAGGAAGAGCGUGGCAUCCAGGUUCUCUUCCUCGAUGGCGAAGAGGCUUUCGACCACUGGACUGACGACGACUCUCUGUACGGUGCUCGCUCUUUGGCAGAGACAUGGGAUCAGGAAAUGAACCCGGCCAUGUCCACAUUCAAAACUAAACUCUCGUCUAUAUCGCUUUUCGUUCUUUUGGAUCUACUUGGCUCCAAGUCUCCUAGUAUCAUGUCGUUUUAUCAGACCACACAUUGGGCUUAUCAAAACAUGGGCGCUCUAGAACAGCGUCUUAGAUCAUUGGGUCAAUUCAAGUCUUCAUCGUCCGACCCUUGGUUCAUUGAUACCUCGAAAGAUUCACGACAGGUUGUGGCGAUGGGUGGUAUUCAAGAUGACCACAUUCCUUUCUUAGCUCGAGGUGUGGAUGUCUUGCAUCUAAUCGACUUUGCACCCUUCAAGGGAUUCCCUCCCGUGUGGCACACCAUGGAUGAUGACGCUGAACACCUGGAUAUGGAUACCGUGGAGGACUGGACCGUGCUUGUCACCGCUUUUGCCGCCGAGUGGAUGGAAUUGGAAGGAUUCAUCGGUGAAGCAGGAAGUGUGAAGGCACGAAGGGACGCGGAAGUUGAGGCGGAGGCGAUCCGGUUGAAUAAAAAGACUGAGUUGUAA